This is a messenger RNA of Emericellopsis atlantica, 1328 nucleotides long. Its product is annotated as pyridoxal phosphate-dependent transferase. NCBI's taxonomy places the organism in Eukaryota, Fungi, Ascomycota, Sordariomycetes, Hypocreales, Bionectriaceae. Bases 112 to 1128 code for a protein of 338 amino acids. The record is from RefSeq and is a predicted model, not a curated record. The transcript has 3 exons. Gene Ontology annotation, cellular component: cytosol. Gene Ontology annotation, molecular function: pyridoxal phosphate binding; transaminase activity.
AGCAGCCCAGGCGCAUCAACGUCAUUGCACCUGAAGUUUCUUAUCACGGCUCGACUCUGGGGUCCUUGUGAUUGAGUGGCCACGUCGGAAGACGGAAGCUUCUUCCAAGACAUGCUGCUCAAAAAUAUCCACCGUGAAUCGGCUGCGAACGAGUACAGGGGCACUGCCGCAGACCAAACAAUGCAGCAGUACGUGCAGCAACUGGCCGCCGAGCUGGCUCAAAAAUUUCAGGAUAUCGGUCCUGAUACGUUUGCGCAUUUGCUGCUGAGCCUGUUGUUGGGGCGGUCAGCAUUGAUCUUCUGCGCGUUCAUGCGCUCUGCUGAUUGUGUUGUGCUCCAGGCCAUUGGCACAGUCCCUGUCCCUGUUGGCGAUUUCAAAGCCAUGAAAGAGAUGUGCGACAAAUAUGGAACACUCCUCAUCAUGGACGAGGUUAUAUCUGGAAUGGGUCGUGUGGGAUGGCUUCACGCGUGGGAGCAAAAAGAAGUCGUCCCAGACAUUGAGACAAAGGUCUGGGAGGAGGAUUCGCACCAGUCGCUUCUGUGCUCAUCAACCACCGCGUGGCAACGGUUAAGUGGUGAAGUCUUGCGUCUCCUUUUUCUCGAGUCUAAUAUCCGCACCAGGACUUUCUCAGACGGACACACGUACCAAGGCCACCGUGUGGAAUGUGCCACCGCAUUGGAGGUCCAACGUAUUAUAAAGGAAGACAAUCUGGUGGACAAUAUUCGCGAAAACGGCGAGUAUCUCGGCAAGCUUCUGCACAGACACCUAGACAGUCACCCAUAUGUGGGUAACAUCAGAGGCAGAGGCUUCUUCUGGUUAGUACUUCUGAUAACGCUGUUGUAUCUGGUUGAUUAUGAUUUAGAGCUAAUGGAUUUGAAGCUUGGAUUUGUUGCGGAUAAGAAGACGAAAGAGCUAUUCUCGCCAUCAGCAGCCAUCGCGAGCAAGGCUCACUCGACCGCGCUCAACAACACAGGCAUUAGCUUGUGCCCGGAAACGGACACCAAGGACGGUGUGAAUGGGGACCAUGUCCUGCUCGCCCCUGCUUACACGAUCACGAGCAAAGACGUUGGGAGGAUAGCUGGCAAGGUGAAGGAGGUGGUGGUGACUCGGGCAUACGAGAAGAUUUGAUAAGACGGGAAGAUGCGGUAUGUCUGCAUGUGGUGAGUCAGUGCCAAGAGGCUGCUUUACGGGAAAGGCUUCAGCAUGGUGUUGUAACUUGUAUCCGUAGAAUCGACACAUAUCGCAAGUAAGAGACCAAGCGAGGCGCAUUUCUGGAACUCAAGAGAGUUUUCUCGCCCAGUGUGCGUGAAGGCGUACUAUCAGUAUCU